Messenger RNA from Corticium candelabrum, 1443 nucleotides. Its product is annotated as 26S proteasome regulatory subunit 8. Gene Ontology annotation, cellular component: proteasome regulatory particle, base subcomplex. Gene Ontology annotation, molecular function: proteasome-activating activity; ATP hydrolysis activity; ATP binding. The coding region runs from base 31 to 1308 and encodes 425 amino acids. Gene Ontology annotation, biological process: proteasome-mediated ubiquitin-dependent protein catabolic process. The record is from RefSeq and is a predicted model, not a curated record. NCBI's taxonomy places the organism in Eukaryota, Metazoa, Porifera, Homoscleromorpha, Homosclerophorida, Plakinidae. The transcript has 12 exons.
ACAGCUUAACGUGCGCUAGAUAUAGGCAUCAUGGCGACUGCUGUGGCUCGACGACAAAUUCCUCGCUCAUCUUCUGCGCAAAAGAAGGUGAAACGUCGUGUACAGGAAGAAGAUGAGAUGGAAGUCGAGGAAUCUCGCGGCACGGGUAUUGAGCAGUACUACGUUACGAAGAUCGAGGAGCUACAGUUGGUAGUGUCUGAGAAGGCACAGGAUUUGAGGCGAUUGGAGGCGCAGAGAAAUGAUUUGAACGCGAAAGUUCGAAUGUUGAGAGAAGAGCUGCAGUUGCUUCAAGAGCAAGGAUCACACGUCGCUGAAGUCGUGAAGCCAAUGGACAAGAAAAAGAUAUUAGUGAAGGUUCAACCUGAAGGAAAGUUUGUGGUCGACCUUGACAAGAACAUUGAUAUCAGUGAGGUGACUGCUGGAAGCAGAGUGGCAUUGAGAAACGACAGUUACGUUCUUCACAAGAUAUUGCCCAGCAAAGUUGAUCCUCUUGUGAGUCUGAUGAUGGUCGAGAAAGUUCCUGAUUCAACAUACGAGAUGGUUGGUGGGCUGGACAAACAGAUUAGAGAAAUCAAGGAGGUUAUAGAGUUACCAGUGAAGCAUCCAGAGCUGUUUGAUGCUCUUGGAAUUGAGCAGCCAAAAGGAGUGUUGCUGUAUGGUCCUCCAGGCACUGGAAAGACAUUGUUGGCGAGAGCCGUAGCUCAUCACACAGAAUGCACAUUCAUUCGAGUGUCAGGAUCAGAACUUGUUCAGAAAUACAUUGGAGAAGGUUCUCGUAUGGUUCGUGAGCUAUUCGUUAUGGCACGAGAACAUGCGCCUUCAAUCAUAUUCAUGGACGAGAUCGAUUCUAUCGGUUCGUCUCGAAGCGCCGGCCCAACAGGUGACAGCGAAGUACAACGGACCAUGUUGGAGCUUCUCAAUCAGUUGGAUGGUUUCGAGGCGACCAAGAACAUCAAAGUUGUUAUGGCAACCAAUAGGAUAGACAUUUUAGAUCAGGCUCUAUUACGACCAGGGAGGAUAGACAGAAAGAUUGAAUUUCCUGCACCAAACGAAGAGGCUCGGUUGGAUAUUCUCAAGAUUCAUUCUAGAAGAAUGAAUUUGACACGAGGAAUCAAUUUGAGGAAGGUUGCAGAGGCGAUGCCGGGUGCUUCGGGAGCUGAGAUUAAGGGUGUGUGCACUGAGGCUGGAAUGUAUGCUCUAAGAGAGCGACGUGUCCACGUGACACAAGAAGAUUUUGAAAUGGCAGUAGGCAAGGUAAUGCAGAAAGACUCCGAGAAGAACAUGUCGAUCAAGAAAUUGUGGAAAUAGUGAUUGUUAGCACUUGUUGAUUGGCUGUUAGAUAUGUUACAAUGUACUGUAGCAAUCAGAACAAUUGUUAGACGUUACAUAUGUAGCACCACUUAGUGUGGAUGAAAGAAAUGGCAAGAGGUUAUGAUCAAUCAU